Messenger RNA from Kwoniella mangroviensis CBS 8507, 1989 nucleotides. RefSeq lists its product as uncharacterized. The record is from RefSeq and is a predicted model, not a curated record. The transcript is spliced from 3 exons. Lineage: Eukaryota; Fungi; Basidiomycota; Tremellomycetes; Tremellales; Cryptococcaceae. The coding region runs from base 1 to 1989 and encodes 662 amino acids.
AUGACUAAAAGAGCCAAGCUCCCCAAGCCACCUUACCCUCUUCCUUCGAAGCUCCAACACAAGCUGAAGAAAAAGCGAUCUGUCCCUUCAGCCCAGUCUAAUCCCGAGUCCUCUCAAUCUCAUAAACGAAGGAGACUUUCUACCAGCCAAGAUGUCCAAACCACGAUUAAACCUGCCUUGGAAGAAGAGUUCUACAAUGACCCUUCUUCACUCACCGACAUAACCUCAUUGUUGUCUACUACACCAACUCCGCCGCUCAGAGGACCUCCGGCAGCUACCCGGAUCCCAGCGGAAACAUUCGAAUUAAUCUUCUAUCAUCUUAAAGAUAUCAUCAUGACACUCCCCUUGCCUGAUCUACCCAUCCGAGCCAAAACCCCUACUACAUACAAUGAAGACAUCGAAAAUCAACGACUAACCAAUGAAGAGGUGAUGACUUACAAGAGGUUCUUGGUGAAGAAGCAGUUGAACGACUUGGGGAAAGUAUGUAAAAACUGGAGAGAUAGAACAAAAGAUGUUAGGAAUGGGAAUGAGGUUAUUAUUAUUGGAGAGAACGAUGGACAUAGAGCUUUCAAAAGACCCUCGGCAUGGUUCCCUCUUGAUUUCAACCGACCACUCGACCUCACUGUUCAAGUGACUUUACAGACUUUCAUCAAGAUAAUCAACUCUCUCACCCAGCUCCACCCUAUGGUUAGGAUCAACAAACUCACUGUCCUCCAUUCAUUCAGACCGGAAGGUAGACCCAACGAACUCUACGAUCCACCCCAAGAGGAAGGUGGACAACCGAUGAUAUCCAAUGAUAGGAUUGACCGAUUAUUGUCGAAAAUCAAACCCCUAUCGGUUCAUGUAGAAUGGUACGCUGGCGAAGAUAUCCUAACGAAGAACUGUAUCAACUCCAUUGCCAAGACUCUGAAGCGAAAUUUUAUGGAUCCUGAGAUCUUGGAAGAGAAGAUGAAUGCAAUGAAGGUAAAGACAGGAAAUUACAAUCUGCCUCACGAUUGGGAUAUCAAAAAUGAUUUAUCGAAAGCGAUGACUAAUAGAAUGUUGAUUGUUUGGAGGCAAUGUAUGAUUGACUUUGCGUUAAGAGCAAAUCACAUGAUGAUUUUACAAGAGUUACGAGAAUCAGCCAAUUUCGGAGUUAUCGAUAAUUUCGAUUAUCACUUUGUCAGUGUACCUUUACGGACCAUCAAGAAAUCUCAUCCGCUCCCUGUUCCAUACGAUUCACCUAUCCCGCCGAUGGGAUCAUUACGAUCAAUCGAUAAUAUCCUCUUGUGGGACCUCAGAUGGAGAGAUCCAAAAUGGAUGAGAAGGAGAAACAAAGCUGUCGCAGUGGAGAGGGGCGAGACAUACAGUUGGAAGGAUAAUAUUCCCUCGCCACCGAUCGAGUGGACCGUAUGGGGAUCAUUUGAUAUCUGGAAACAACAAAAGGAUCGAAGACAAUUCAAAGGCGAAGGAAAAGACAUACCUUGGAAAGGUGAUACCAGAGAAAUCGACGAAGCUCUCGCUCAAUUCUUUAUGGAAAGAUCGAAGAAAUGGAUCAAACCUUAUGAUUGGAUAUAUAAGAGUGAAAAAGAGAAUUUUCAAGAGAUGAUUCGAUUUGUGGUUGAAAGGAAUCAUAAAGUCAAGAAACCACCUAAAUCAUUUAACAAUAACACGUUUCUUUUGGCUUUACAUAAAGAAGGAAAGAUUUUGGAUGAGGAUGUGAUCAAAGCGAGAAUAUUAGAAGUUAAGAUGAAAGGGAGAGAAGAACAAUUGAGAAACAUGAAUGAAGAGAUGUUCCUGCUGAAUCAGCCUGAAUCGAACCAAUUUGAAUAUAAUGAGUUAUAUAUCAGAGAAUGGUUGAAAUUGCAGACGGAGCAAGAGAAGAAGUUGUUGGUGGAGAAGCUAAGAAGGAAAUAUAAAUCGAAGGGGCUGUAUACCAAGAUGAAUUGGCCACUUUAUCAUCCUAAUCAACCAGGAGUGAAAUUCUGUGUGGAACCGAGAAUCAUAUAA